Molecule: messenger RNA, 2121 nt
Organism: Cololabis saira (Pacific saury)
Lineage: Eukaryota; Metazoa; Chordata; Actinopteri; Beloniformes; Belonidae
Gene: vip
Product: vasoactive intestinal peptide
Exons: 6
Coding region: 134-580 (148 amino acids)
Biological process (GO): phospholipase C-activating G protein-coupled receptor signaling pathway; positive regulation of epinephrine secretion; learning or memory
Cellular component (GO): extracellular region; perikaryon; neuron projection
Molecular function (GO): peptide hormone receptor binding; neuropeptide hormone activity
Source: RefSeq, a predicted model, not a curated record
GGAAACAAGGAACGCAGAAAGAGAAGGAGAGAUAGGACACAUCGGAUCGGCAGUGUGGACGUACAGCAGCCGGUCAGGAUCAGGACGCAGGAUCAGAGCCAAACACCACGACUUUCUCCACUUGUGUAAAGCGAUGUUACAACGGUCCGGUCCCCACCUGCUUCUCCUAAUAGCCCUGUGCAGUGUGUUCUAUACGAGGACUCUGAGUCUACCUUACACAUCCAUGAGACCGACGAGACACGCAGACGGUUUGUUCACCAGCGGAUACAGCAAACUCCUGGGGCAGCUGUCGGCGCGGAGGUACCUGGAGUCUCUGAUCGGGAAGCGGGUCAGUGACGAGCUGAUGGAUGAGCCAGUGAAGCGCCACUCAGACGCCAUCUUUACAGACAAUUACAGUCGAUUCCGCAAACAGAUGGCAGUCAAGAAGUACCUGAACUCAGUCUUAACGGGCAAGAGAAGCCUAGAAGAUCCUGGAGCCAGUGAGCAGGAGGAGUCCAGGGACGAGGCCAACACCUUUCAGGAGAGUUAUGACGACAUCAAUGUCGACCAUCUCCUAAACAGCUUUCAGUUGCCACUUUGAGGAGAGGUCUGUACUCAAGUGAAUACCUCAUUUCAUCCUCAUGAAAAUGUUUACUCCAAGAAAAACUACAGUAUUAAUCCAAAGGACAUUCAAAAGUCAGAUCAAUCAACAAUUAUGUGUUUUCAAAUGUGAUUAUUUAUCUGUCCAUCUACACAGUUCAUGCUAACUCUGUAUAUAUACAGUCUAUACAUACACAAUGCAAAUCACUAACGAUUCCUCGAGCUGCAUGAGCAACAUGCACACUCAUAUGGAGUUUUGGUUUGUUAGCAUUUGGAGCUAGGAAGCAAAAACAGAAGCAACGGGUUUAUUAUGUUUCUGAGAUCACUGAUGUUCCACUGUAACAAUCCGUUAAAGAGAAGUUGUCCACCAACAAUGAGUUUAAACAUUUUCCAGUUUAACCUCAGUGGAAAAGCAUGGUUUUCAAAAAUGUACCCUCUGAUUUUCAUAUAUGGUUGGAUAUUCUGUAAUCUUGAAUGAAAAGAAAGUUUUGAAUUGUGAAAUAAUUUUUAUUCACAUAAGUACCAUGAACUUUGAAUGAAAAACAUUUAAAAAAGAUUUUAAGUGGGUUACUGGCUCCGUCAGCCUUCAACUUUGAACAAUUCUGAUCAAUAUACAUUGUUAAAUUGAUGACCAAAUCAUGGCCCUGUUUCCUUUUGAUAUUAAAAACUUGUAAAAAUGUUAAUUCAAGAGUAUAUCUGUUACAAUUUGUCUUAAAAGGUCAAAACAAGCUUUCAGUAUUAGUGUUUUGAGUCAUAUUAUUGACUCUAAUUUCUCAUGAAACAUUUGACCCACUGCAUGUCAAUGGGAAGGACAAAAAAGUGUCAUAUUCCCUAAAAUUCAUUUCAAGUGCUUUCAAAAUUACUUUGAAUGUAAAAUUUUGGUAAUUAAAUUCUGAAUUGUAAUCAAAGUUCAGUGCAGCAACUGUGCAAUUAAAUCUCCAGAAAAAAAACCUUUAAUAGAAAGUUUUAACACAACCAUCAUUGUAUUUAUUUUCACUUCUUUGAAGUAUGUUUAACUGUUCCAAUCAGAUUAGAUGAGCAGUUCAACACUGGACCUGUUGAAUAUCAAUGGUACAAAAUUAUUUUGAUGCAUUUAUGUGUUUUCAGUAUGUCUAAUCUUUUAGCUUUAAAUAAAAACAGCUGUCUGAUAUAUUUUCGCUAAGUAAUUGUCCCAUUAUUUUUCAAUGGAGUAGAAUUACACCAGGUUUUAUACUCAGUAUAUAUACAUUCUUAUGCCCCAUUGACCAUACAUGGAACUGUAAUUAUAUGGUGUUGUAGUUAAAAUUGUAUGAAUAAUAGAUAUGAUACAAUUUCCCCAUUCAUCUAAAAUGGUGUAAAACCUAAUCUAAAUGCAAAAAUGUUUCAAAGAAGAGGACACAGAAGCAUAUAUCCACUUAAUACUAAUCAGUAUAUAGAGCAAAGAAGCUAAAACUGUGCAAGGACCUGCCUUUAGUGCAUAUAGUGAUGUACACCAAAAACCAAAUAAAAGAUGUUGGUUUAUUUUUUUAAGGAGUUGUCUUGUCUGGCCAAUUGUUUAAUAAG